This is a messenger RNA of Cryptomeria japonica (Japanese cedar), 1272 nucleotides long. Its product is annotated as pectin acetylesterase 8-like. Gene Ontology annotation, cellular component: plant-type cell wall. The transcript has 12 exons. Gene Ontology annotation, biological process: cell wall organization. Gene Ontology annotation, molecular function: pectin acetylesterase activity. The record is from RefSeq and is a predicted model, not a curated record. NCBI's taxonomy places the organism in Eukaryota, Viridiplantae, Streptophyta, Pinopsida, Cupressales, Cupressaceae. Bases 1 to 1272 code for a protein of 423 amino acids.
AUGGAACUUUCAAGUUCUGUCUUGAUAAUGGCACUAGUCUUACUUACAGUGGUCUGUGGGGAAUUGCAACUUGUUGGAUCAGUUGAUUUUUCCACUCAUCUCACUCACUCUAAGGCAAAAGCCAAUGUGAGCAUCACAUUGUUAUUGGAUGCAGUUGAAAAAGGAGCUGUUUGUUUGGAUGGAAGCCCACCGUCUUACUACUUAGACAGAGGAGUUGGUUCAGGCUCAAAUAAGUGGGUCAUUGAUAUAGAGGGUGGAGGAUGGUGUAACAACAGAAAAACAUGUCGUUUACGUGCGAAAACAAGGCGUGGUUCAUCUACUGUCUUGCCAAAGGAAAAAACAUUUUCAGGAAUUUUAAGCUCUGUUCAGUCAGAAAAUCCAGAUUUCUAUAAUUGGAAUCGAGUGAAAGUCUCCUACUGUGAUGGGUCAUCAUUCACAGGAGAUGUAAAAGAAGUAAAUCAGACCACUGGCUACGUCUAUUUCAGAGGGCAGAGGAUUUGGCAAGCUGUUAUGGAAGAUCUCUUGGCAAAGGGAAUGUGUGAAGCAGAAGAGGCAUUACUUACAGGGUGCUCAGCAGGUGGAUUGACAACAAUCCUUCACUGCGAUGAAUUUAGGGCACUCCUACCAAUGAACACUAAAGUCAAGUGCUUGUCAGAUGCCGGAUUUUUUCUCAAUAUAGAAGAUGUUUCUGGACGAAAUUAUAUACGAGAUUUCUUCCAUCAGACCGUCACUUUGCACGGAUCAGCUAAAAAUCUUGAUCCAACCUGCACAUCUACAAUGAAUCCAGCCUUGUGUUUCUUUCCUCAGUAUAUAUUGAAAUCAAUAAAAACUCCACUUUUUAUUCUAAAUUCAGCAUACGACUAUUGGCAGGUUACUACUAGUCUCGUGUCAAAGGGGUCGGAUCCUAAUCAUGAAUGGGAUCUUUGCAAGAAAAAAAUUUCAGAUUGUGAUGCUGAACAAUUAGAUAAAUUACAAGAUUUUAGAAAUUUAAUGCUUCGUGCAGCAGAAGAAAUAAGGAGAUCAAAAGAGGGAGGACUUUUUAUCGAUUCAUGUUAUGUGCAUUGCCAAACUGGUUUACAAAACCUGUGGCAUGCAGAGAAUUCUCCAAAAUUAGGAUCAAAGUCACUUGCAGGAGCAGUUGCAGAUUGGUAUUUUGAUCGAAAUGUGAGCAAGCAUAUAGAUUGUCCAUAUCCGUGUCAUACAAAAUGCGAUCAAACUCUACAGAAAAGAGUUUUGUCAGAUUUCACGUAUUCUUUUAUGGAUCAAAUCUGA